Elephantulus edwardii (Cape elephant shrew) is the source of this 654-nucleotide messenger RNA. Its product is annotated as CMRF35-like molecule 6-like. Gene Ontology annotation, molecular function: transmembrane signaling receptor activity. Gene Ontology annotation, cellular component: plasma membrane. The transcript is spliced from 4 exons. The record is from RefSeq and is a predicted model, not a curated record. The coding region runs from base 1 to 654 and encodes 217 amino acids. NCBI's taxonomy places the organism in Eukaryota, Metazoa, Chordata, Mammalia, Macroscelidea, Macroscelididae.
AUGAGGCUGCCUUCAGCUCUGCUGCUUCUCUGGCUCCCAGGCUGUGUGACACUGAGCGGCCCCAAGACCGUGACAGGCACUAAGGGGGGAUCCCUGGGCCUGCAGUGUUGGUAUAAGGGAAAAUACAAGGAUAAUAACAAAUUCUGGUGCAGAGGAUCAGUACAGACAGCAUGUAAGAAGAUUGUGGAAACUAAAGGGUCAGAGAGAAUGGUCAGUAAGGGCCGAGUGUCCAUCAGGGACUUUCCUGAGCAGCACAACUUCAAGGUGACCAUGUGGGACCUCACAGUGGAGGACGAAGAUGUGUACUGGUGUGGCAUUGAUACAGCAUGGUGGCACCAAAAACUGCCCCCAUUUGAUUCCAACUUCAAGGUGGAGGUACAUGUGGUUCCAGAGGGCUCGGGUCGGGAGAAGCUGGGAUCGGCGUGGAAGGAAAUGACUGAGAGCUUGGUCCCUCCCGGGUCUCUGCUCAGCAGUGUCCACUUCCUGCUCCUGGUCUUCCUGAAAGUGCCCCUGCUUCUGAGCAUGCUUGGUGCUGUCCUCUGGGUGAACAGGCCUCAGAAGGCUCCAGUAGCCCUCAUGCCCAGGAUGCCCUGCCCAUGGAUCCAGACCCCAGAUGCAACUGAAAUGAUGCUCUCACCAACAAGUCCUGUGUAA